Molecule: messenger RNA, 4764 nt
Organism: Belonocnema kinseyi
Lineage: Eukaryota; Metazoa; Arthropoda; Insecta; Hymenoptera; Cynipidae
Exons: 27
Coding region: 170-4438 (1422 amino acids)
Source: RefSeq, a predicted model, not a curated record
UUGGCGAAGGAAAGAAAGAAAGAGUGCCGGUUUUUUCAUACAUCCUACAAAAUAAACAUUUUCGUCGCAGUUUUAAAGAGUUUUUUCGAGAUCUUCGUAAUCAAGAAACCGAAAAUUAAAAUCUCCAUCUUCAGGAUUAAAUGGGUUAGAUUCUGAAAUUCGAUGUAAAAUGAUCACCACAAUGGCACAACUGGAAACGACGUUACGGAAUGCGUCGACGGCUUAUAUAUCCGAGAAAAAGCAUACGGCCGCUACUCACUAUAAAGCCGCACUCGAAUAUGUAACUGAUAAUCACAUGGAGGAUGAUGUGGUGAACAAGGAUAUCAUAAAGUAUGUGCUUAAUCUUAUUGCUUUGGAAUCAGAGAAAGGGGAUGAUUUAAUUACUGCCGUUUCUUCCCUAUCUUCGUUGGAAACAUGCAUAGGAGACAAAUUCCCAGCCAUUUAUUAUGCGCUUGCGAAGGCUCAUUCAAAACUCUUUAGAUUUGAACUAGCCGACGAAGCUGUAAAAAAGGGAUUUGCAUUUUUAAAUAGUGACAAAGAACUGAAGGAAUAUUACUUUCCUGGAACCAAAACUGUUCUGCCGGAGUCCACAAAAAAAGGCUUAUUGGAAGUUUUAAUGCAGCUAAAGGAAGAGUGUUCAGGUUGGCAUCGACCAGAUGCAAUUUGCAGCAGUCAAAAUUGUCAAAAUUUUACUCAAGUGCACUCGAUUCCAAAUCGAAAUAUAUUUUUUAGUGACCCUACUUUUACUGGAAUGGUAAGAGUUACUUGCAACAACUGCUCGCAUCCGUGCAAAGUCAAUUACCACCAAGUUUGUUGGAAAACUAUAAAAGAACAAUUAUCGCCUGUUGAAAAAAUAUCUGAUAAGGACGUAAUAGGAUUUGAGUGUUUUACGCCUAAUUGUGAAAACGAAACUACGCCCAGUGUUAUUAUUAAGAUAGAAGUAAUUGGAGAAAAUGCAGAAGUCAAGACAGUUAUUGAAGGGCCAGCAGCUCUUAUUCAGCCCCCAAAACCACCUCCCAUCGCCAAAGGAGCCAUUCGCAAACAAACCCAGCAACCCAAAGAAAAGAGGCGUUUCGAGAAACCUAAGAGGCCACCCACCGUUCCACAUCAAACGCCGCACCCCAAGGAACCUAGUAUCGAAAAAGACUACAUUGGGGAACAAAUAUUGUCCCUCGUAGCUCUUCGAGAAAAUAAUUUUGGUAUCUCUCCAGAACAUGAUUGGAGACCAGACAGAGAAAUGUACGGUAAUUUGAAUUUGACAGCGAUAGGCGAUGCAUUUCCAGAUCCAGAUUUUUCGAGCUCAGAACCUGAGAUUGCUCAAAUUGAGAGCUUCACUUUCUCAAUGCUCUAUGAAUAUAUUGUGAAUAACGGCCCUGUUAGAGUCAAGGACGUUCUGCAGAAAUGGGAAGAUACAAAGAGUAUUAUGCCAACCUCAGUCAAUAUUAUUAACAAUGAUAUAGAAAUUAUUGAUUUUUUAUUGCAAUCCUUGAAAAUUGCAAUGGUUGGAGAUUAUAUAUGCACAUCAAGGAUGCUGCCAGACGUCUACCGUACAAUCAAACAAAAUACGAGUGGAUGUCUCAAAUUUGCGAUGGAAACUGCCAUCGAACCGGAAGAAAUCGAAAUGGAAGAUGACGAUGUCUUCAACCAAAUAAUGCAAGAGGAGAGCUGCGGAAGUUCUCAUAGCAGCCAGCUACCUCCUGUUCCACAAUACGAAAAGAAACAAUCGAGUAAGAAGGUAGCACCAGCCCCUAAGCUGGAUUCAUCAAAUAUGAAAAUUGGAAAAUCCAAGAAACUUAAUAAAAAACCGAAAAUCAAAACUCCUAAAGGAGAAGAGCCCACAGAGGAAAUGCUGUAUCAAGGAAUACAAGGAAUUUACGCCCAGCUCGAAUCUUUUAAUCCAAUUUCCGGAUAUUCAAUUUCUGGCCUCCAGAUGGAUUAUAAUCAAACGGAUUACAAUCAAACGGAUUACAAUCAAACGGAUUACAAUCAAACUGAUUACAAUCAAAUUGAUUUCAGUCAGUACAUCCCGACAGAUGAAGCGGAUGCCGCACCGGAUGUGGAGGACGAGGUUCUUCAGCAAAUUAUCAGUAAUUCCACACCCCAAGAAGUAGAAAAGUCCCAGUUAAUCCAGAACAAUUUUCAAGCAAAUAAUUUUCAAGAGCUUCCGGAAAAUUUGAAAUCCUCGGCACAAAACGAGAGUGUGAUCGAGGAGGUGCGUCUUACGGUGAAGAAUUUUUUCGAGGAAUUUGAGCAGAAAAUUUUGAGAAAGAAGCAGAUGGCAAUGGGACCUCAAGGAGAUGGAUCUGUUAUUGAUGAGAAAUAUAAUGCGGCCGAUGAUUCAAGGCGAGGAAGCAAUAUUUCCCAGGAAAAUCCCACUGACGCGUCUGGAAAAUCAGUGGAAAUGGAGAACGAGGUGUACAAAAGGUACACGGAGCAUAUAGCCCAGCUAAAUACAGAAAUACAAAAUCUGUCCCGGCAAAAGACACUUGCCGAGCAGAAAGUCGGCCAAUUGAUGCAGGAAAAGGGCAAUAUUAUAAAGUCCUUUGAAGCGGAGCGCGAUCAUUUGAUGGAAAAAGUGAAGGUUUGCAGUAAUCUCGUCUCCACCACCAAAGACGUUGAGAUGCGCUACGAAUCUAUGAAAAAGGAUUUUACCAAACUCGUCCAAGACACAACUGCUGUGGUCACUCACAAGAAAGAAUUGGAACUCAAACUUGAAAAUUCCGCCAAAGAGAAGGAAGCAAUUGCCGAAGAUUUUGAAAAUCAGUAUCUUACACUUGCCAUGGAAAUGGGCAAAAUUUCGAAAGAACUUGAUGCUAAGACGAGAGAAUUAGAAAACGAACUGGAAGCUCGAUUGGAUUUGAAACAGACUUUGCUUCAAAAGUGUCUCAAUGCUCAAUUCAUAGCAAACAAGAAUUUAUUAACCGGAUACAUGGAGCAAUGCAAACUGACAUUAGAAGUCUUCACUGCAGCCAAUGCCUUCUUGAAAAACGCCUUAAACAUCUCCUUAUUUCCUGAGGCCCGCGAAUGGGCGAAAACUCUCUCCGACCUUCAAACAGUAAAUAUCGAGCACCAGGCCGAAUUUUCGAAACUUUUUGCAAUCUUGCAAUCGAAGGAGGAAGUAAAAUCAAUCGGAGACAUCAGUUUGAAGUUGAAUGAUGUGCCGGCAAAACCGGUUAUUUCAUUGCCCGAAAGUAUUCAGCGAGCCUUUUCCGUACUUCAUAUGCAUUUUAUGAAAAUGAUACCGCCCCGUAUUCCAAAUAUGCAGCAGCCACCGCCAUUGAUGCAUCCAGUAUUAGGUCAGCCGAUGUUCAUUCAAAAUCCCCAACAAGCGUACGUGAUGAAUUCCGGAUAUCCGUAUCCGAGAAAUCGAUUGCCUUAUCCGCCACUGCCUCCACAACAACAGCAACAACAACAACAGCAACAGCCAGUCCCCGCUCAGCCAGGAUUGGCUCCUUUCAAUUUUCCACGACCUGGACCGCCUAGUCCAAACAACAAUGGAAAUGGGAUUCUCAAUAAUAACAAAAUAACGAGCUCAGUUUCCAGUACUAUAGUAAAAAUCGUCGAUGACGCGGAAACGAAAGAACAAGAGGAAUCAGUACAGGGUUCUUCAGAAAAUUUGAAUGUCAGUUUGGAUGAGGUAUUGAUAGAAGAGAAAGAAAAACUCAGCGAAAUUUCGAGCAUUGGCGGAAGUACGACGUCCCUUUCAGCAAAAUCGGAAUCGGCCGCAACUCCGCCACUAAAUGGCUUGCAACUUAAGAAACCGAAAUAUGGCAUUGAUAGAGUAAUGCAGAAAUUGCGUACUGAAUUCCUUGGUGUUCCAGAACUGGAUUUGAUUGAGAGCAUAUCAGAAAUUCGGAAAAUGCACAAUAAUUCACUGAAUGGAAUGAGAACUUCCGAGAUUGUUAAAGAGGCCAGACAGUUUAUAGUGAAACGUCAACGGCAACGUAGGUCUAAUUUUGUAGAUAUUUGUGAUUAUACCACCGAAAAUACGCAGCCGGAGCCCAAGGAGGAAAAACAGGAAAAUCCGGAAGUUGUUUUGAGUAAAGAAAAACCACCUGUCGAAAAUAAAGACUACUUCCAUCCAUUCGCUUUCGAACGUUUGUCAGUCAUACGCAAUCGUCAAAACUCCUUAUCCUCUACUUCUUCAGUGGGCUCUGCUCCCAAGCCGGAGUCUAAGAAGAAAACACCCUCAAAACCUGCUUGGGUUCCGAUCAAGUCAAGUGACAAUAAAUGGAAAAAAGAAGCUCAAGAAGCAGAAUGUAAUAUUUGCAUGGACCCGUUAGAAAACACUGGUUUCAAAAAAGCCGUAUAUACCUUAAGAUGUCAACAUGCAUUCCAUACCGAGUGUAUUAGAAGUUGGUUCCGACAGAGUCAAUCGUGCCCGACUUGCCGAGUAUUUUCAACAUUGGACGACGACUUCCCUCCACUGCCUUCAUAACAUUAUUCUUCUAAUACCAUUUCUCUUUAACUAAGCUAAGCCUUUGGCGUUACAUUUUUUUAAUCUUUUUUUUUACUUCAUUCAAGGGCAAAAUAUCUACUCUUACCCCUAAAGGUUUUUAAAAAACGCAAGGAAAUUGCGGUACAAGUGCCAUUUUCGGUAUGAGGAACCGCAACUUUAAGUGAUCAAAACAAUGCCAGAAAAAGACUGUCAGAGAACUCUUUACUUUUUCUAAAAAAGAAAGAAAACCCCCAAAAAAUGGAAAUUUUAACGAAUUCUGUUUGUUAUCUGGAAUAAAUAUUACACUUGGCUAUUUUUUUCUUUUA